Vespa mandarinia (Asian giant hornet) is the source of this 1914-nucleotide messenger RNA. RefSeq names its product Leucine-rich repeat 47 (gene Lrr47). The record is from RefSeq and is a predicted model, not a curated record. Gene Ontology annotation, cellular component: cytoplasm. Lineage: Eukaryota; Metazoa; Arthropoda; Insecta; Hymenoptera; Vespidae. Gene Ontology annotation, molecular function: protein binding.
AUAUUAGUUAUGCAAAUGUAUAAUUACAUAAUUUGAAAAUGCAUUCACAAAUAACUAAUAACUAUAGUGUGCAUUACAUUUUUGAACUUAUUUUUACUACGAUCUAAUACUUGUUAUAAGAAAAUACGUAUUGUAUAUGCCUCUGCCAAUCAAAACCUAUCUUAAAACUUUUUACAAAAGUACCUAGAUUAUGAGAAGUAUUUGAUUAAGGUAAAAUAUUAAAUUGCAUAUAACAUAAAAAUUAAAACUUAACAUUACGAUAUAUUCAUUAUCUUUUAUACAAUAAACAGAUCAUUUGCAUCGAAGUAGUUUAAUUCUGAUUUUUUGUCCAAAUGUUAUUGGACAAUAUAUCGGUACAUUAGAAUACAUUAAAGAAGCUUAAUAUACACACAUAUACUUCGUUUUAUGACUAUAGUAAUAUAUAUGUAUAUAUAUAUAUAUGCAUGUAUACGUUCAGCCAAGAUUUACUCAAAUGUUAAUAAGCUAAUGUAAAUUCAUUAUACGAGAUUGGCGCCAAAAAAGAAUAUCCGUUGUUACAUCCAAAUGAGGCACUACUUUAAACUGUUAAGUGAAAAUGAAAUUAAAUUGUAAUGUUGAAGUUAAUAAUCGAAUGCACAAUUUGACAAAUUUAUCGAUAAGAAAAAAAUCACAACGUGGGUAUUUGGUUAUUGGAAGACAAUCUAUAAAAAGCAAUGAAUUAUAUAUUUUAUUACAAACAGAGCAGAACAAAUGUGGAACUAAGUAUAAGGUGAAUGAUAAUAUUGAAAUGAUAUUUGUGAAAUUUAUUGAAAAUGGGAAAGCAACAAUUAGAAUAAAAGAACCUCCUCAUGACUUAAUUAUACAGAGCGAUGCAAUACCAUUAAAAAGUUUUAUUCAUGUUUUAAAGCUUGCAUCGUCCAAAAAAGUAAAUUUAUCAACUCUUGCAAUAUCUAAUUUAAAUGGCAAAAAGAUUGGUAAUACGCAAAAAACAAAAAUAACUAUAAAAAAGAAUUCUGAAUAUCCUACUUUACAAGGUUUUCCAAGAUUUACAGAAGAAUUACACAUCAUAGGAUUAGAUAGGAAAUCAUUUGAUCUUCAAAUUUUAAAACUGAAUCGUUUAAAAAUUUUGGAUCUAUCAAACAAUCAAAUAACAUCCUUACCUAAAGAUUUAGGUUCUUUGCCGCAUUUACAACAGCUUAUUUUGUCUCAAAAUCAACUUGGCAAAGCUGCUAUUUCUAAAUGGACAUGGCUGGACCAAAGCAAUAUCAGAAAUACUUUAUGCUUAUUAGAUUUAAAUUGUAAUUUCUUGACUGAAAUACCUGAGAAGAUUGGAAAACUCAAUGCUCUUGUUAAUUUAAAACUAAGUUGUAAUUCGUUAAUAUAUUUACCACAAAGUAUGGGAAAUUUAACUUCGCUCAAAUAUUUGGAUUUAUCACAGAAUAGUUUACAAUUUUUACCAGGAAGUAUAAGGAAAUUACGGCUACUGGAAAUAAAUGUAUCUGGAAAUUCGUUUUCAACAACUAAGCCUUCUUAUGCAUGUAUAGUACAAUUACCAAGCCUUGUUGAGUGUGCGGCAAAGAUAUUUUUGAAAACAAGGAUUAGCUACAAUGCAAAUUUGAUACCUAACACACUGGUCAAAUAUUUAGAUUCUGCAAAAUAUUGUGUAUGUGGAACAGCUUGUUUUCAAUACUUUUUAAGAAAACAAUUAUAUUUUAAUUUAAAUUCAACUAUAUGUAGUGUAAAGUUUUCAGAUAGUAGUACUGUACCAUAUGAUUGUUUCUUUUGUAGUUUACAAUGUUUCAGAUUUUAUUCUAAAGUAAUGUCUUGAAGUAAUAUCGCCUUAUUAUUUACAUGUAAUUUUAAAUUAUAGUUUUUUGUAUAUAUAUAAGUUAUAGUUUUUUGUAUAAAUGUUACAAUUAUCUUAAGGUACAAGUA